AUUGAGGACGGGCUCCUACAUGUUAUAGACGACAGAGCAGCUUCGAAGAAAGUGCUCCCAGAUGAUUCGUAUUAUGAUCAAUUCCCCGCUCAUCACACAAAACUAGGCGGCCGAUGACGACACCACCAUCAUUUCUGAAUCGUCCCGGUCGAGCCACAAAAUAGUAUCACGUUGACUUAGCAGUGUUUUAAGCACACGGAAUCCCACAGUCUAUCAAACUCUUUAUCAACGAUCUAGCUCUUUACGUGCAAUCAUCUGUAACCGAGACCACGAUGGCACCGCUUACAAUCCUUGUCGCUUCAUACACUGACUCGAUCUACACGCUGUCCUUUGAUCCAACACCAUCGACAGGAUCUCCGACACUUGAACUCCUCGCUCGAACACCCGUUGGGUACCAUCCGUCAUGGAUCGCAUCUCAUCCGUCCAAUAAAUCCCUCAUUUAUACAGGGCUCGAACAGGCAGAUGGAGAAGUCGUCGCGAUCAAGUAUGGAAAGGGUGGAAUCGUUGAGGGAGGAGAGGUGGUGGCCAGGGCCAAGAGUGGUGGUGCGGACCCUUGCACCCUUCUUGUCACGGAGGACGAGCUCAUCAUUGGAAAUUACUCCUCAGGCACCAUCGCGACCCUUCCGAUAUCAACAUCUGCCCCUUACAUACUCUCACCAAACCCAUGGACGCUUUCCAUGCCCUUUGAGCAUGUAGGUCGAAACAAAGCUCGUCAAUCUUCAUCCCACCCCCAUCAAAUCUUCUUCAAUCCACUGGACCAAACAGAGAAAGAGCUCCUGGUCCCGGAUUUGGGUGCAGAUAAGGUCUGGAGACUCGCCAAACGAAACGAUGGCAAGUGGGCAAUCUGCGGUCAUAUUGACUUUGAAGCAGGGGGUGGCCCACGACAUGUCGUAGCUCGAGGAACCACCCUUUACACGCUGCUGGAGCUCACCUUGAAGCUUGCUGUACACACAUUCCCUCCGCUUCCGGCGCCCCCUACUCCUCUUACAUCUCUGUUCACGCUUUCUGCAUCACCGAUACCGGACACCAUGACGGCAGCGGAAAUCCUGCUACCCGAAUCCAACGCAUCCUUCCCUGAAACGUUCAUCUACACGUCGAACAGAAAUGACCCUCAUUCAGAGGGUGACACUAUCGCAAUUUUCUCUCUCGCCGCCGGAGAGGGCCAGCCAGAGCUUGUGAACGAAGUGCGCACGGGGCUAACCCAUGUCCGGGGGAUGGCGUUUGGAGGUGAUGAAGAUAAGUAUCUGGUUGUGGGCGGUGUGGAAGGUGGUGGAGUGAAGGUAUUUGAGAGGAUUGAUGGCGGCAAGGGACUCAAAGAAAUCGCGAAGCUCGGUGAAGAUGCUGUAGGAUGUCCCACUGGCUUUUUGUGGUACUGAGAAAUGUCGUGAAGUCACUAUUUAUGGUUGUCUGCCGCAUCGGGUCCAGGAUGCCAAUGCUUGCUAUGUAGUGUCCGAUCGAACGGGCUUUUA
This is a messenger RNA of Suillus subalutaceus, 1469 nucleotides long. RefSeq names its product Lactonase, 7-bladed beta-propeller-domain-containing protein. Lineage: Eukaryota; Fungi; Basidiomycota; Agaricomycetes; Boletales; Suillaceae. Bases 273 to 1376 code for a protein of 367 amino acids. The transcript has 6 exons. Gene Ontology annotation, molecular function: protein binding; 6-phosphogluconolactonase activity. The record is from RefSeq and is a predicted model, not a curated record.